AACCCAGCCAGCCAUUGCCACUUUGCAUAGCAUAUGACUUUGAAGUGUCCCUCUUUUUAAGUUGAAUCCUCGACUCAAGCACGAGCGAGCUAUCCGUACGCUUGAUACGAAUACACCGUGCCUUGCUUUUGCCAUCCAUCCAUCCAUCCAUCCAUCCAUCCAUCCAUCCCGCUCCGUCACUCCCGUAUCCGUACCCUUCACCCACAUCACAUCCACCCGCUCUCUUACAUACAGCCAAUCCCUCUCUCGUUCCCUCCUCCCUCUCCCACCUAACCCCCCUUCGAGGCCCAAAUCCAUAUUUGCUGCACAAUCCCUGGGUCCUUCUUUAAGCAGUCAAGCUUCCGCACUUCUUCUCGUUCGGGACAAACCCGGCUUUUGCACUUACGCACUCACUCGAGUGGCACUCAUUCGUCGUCGUUGGUUAUUACUCGCCUGUUGCGAAACUGGUGGCGAUUCCAGCCAGCAAGGAAACAGAGACAGACAGAGAGAGAAAGGCAGACAGACAGACAGACAGACAGACAGAGAGAGAAGGAGAGAGCAAGAGAGAGCAAGAGAGAGCAAGAGCGAGAGCAUUGAGAUGUAAACGCGCCCAAGAGGCCGCCCACUUGCGCCGAUUCGCACCCAAAUCUCAUCGAGAUCGAAACAGAACAACACUCCGCCCACACAAUACGAUCAUGCACUCAUACGGACACCGGUCCUUGGACGAACAACCCAGUAUCACACGCUAACACACAACAUACACACCCAUCCACCCUUCCACACACAACAUACGGAUACACAAACAUAACGUCCACACUCACUGCCUGUCCGCGACGUACGCCUCGUUUCCGCCCUCUGGCCGAUGGGAAUAUGGCCAUUUGGCCCUUCCGCCGGAGAAGCGGUCGCAAACGCCCACGAAGCGGCGCCAACAUGUCUGACGUGGAAACACCACAAGCACGACGAGGUCUCACAACGACGGACGGAUACGAAGCCACCACCCUCGCCACGUCGGCGGCGGCGGCAACGGCUGCUGCUACACCCAAGAAGCAGCGCCUCGAGAAGCACCCACACUCGCCCUCGCCCAGAAGAGAGCGAUCCUACAGCUUCUCCCCCGGUCGCAAGGACUCCAUCCGUGUCGCGGGGCAAACAGGCUCGGGUCCACCGGUCCCUGGCCGGCUAGCAGGGCCCUUCCCAGCCGACCGAAAUGACGGAGAAGAAAAAGGGGAUCCGGAUGCCGCAUGGGAGCGGGCGCCAACCCUACAUAAUAAUGCACGCCACCACGGCCAGCACCAGGCCGCCCGUCCAGCGCCGCCCUCCCGCCGGAAGACAAACAACAGCAAGAGGAGGAGGACGACGACGAGAGCAGAGACGACGACGGACCGCGAGGCGGAAAUCAAGGCCAUGACUCACUUCGCCCCGGUACGGCCGGCGGCCGACACUUGGACGUCGGGGCGGCCCAUCAGGAAGCAGAGCAAGAGGCUCAAGACGGGCCUCGGCUUCCACGGUAACAGCUUCGACAACCCCCAGUCCGACGUAUCGCUACCGAUGUCCAUUCACUCGAGCAUGUCGUCCGAUACCGAACUGCAUUCCUUCCGCGUGUCUGCCCUCGAGAUACUGGCACCCCGGCCGACGCUGCGGUAUGCCGUCUACCCACGAUGGGAGCCCGGCAGUGGCUCGGCGCCGACGCGCACACAGCAACAGAAGAGGAAGGUCUCGGAGAGGGUGCCCGAGUCGGUCGUUAGGGCACACAAGAGGGUCGACAGCUUUGCCGACGACCUGGACGCCGCCGACCUGAGAGAGCUGAUGGAACGGGACAACAGGAGGAGAGAGAGGAAACGACAGAGAGACCAGGAACGGGUGGAACGACGGCUGGCGCGGAGGGCCGAGAGGCAUCGCGAGAUGGAGGCCGAGGCCAGGCACAGCGGCUCGCCGCCGCCCGUCAACAUGGAGCGCGGCGUCAUGGGCCGGGAAGCCGGACUCGGCAUCGACGCGCCGUCGGCCGUUGUGACGUCCUCGAGAAGACGCUCGUGGAGUUCGUCGAGGCACUCACAGAAAAUAUCGACAACAAGGGAAGCCGAACCGCACCCGGAACCGAUGGAGGUCGAGUCGGAACCCGUGGCGUUCCUCCACCACUUCCACCGAACGACGAGCAUCCCCCCCGAGGCGCCUCCGUCGCCGACGCUGCCCGCGCAGCCCGUCCCCGAACGCAAGCCCAGCACCAAGGCGGCCACCCCCAAGGGCAGCAUGCGACUGAGACGGAGUUUCCUGCGCAGGAUGUCGAGGUCGAGGUCGCCCAACGCAACCGAGUCUGACCAGAACGCCGUGUCGCAGUACUCGUCGAGACAGGAUGAGAGCGACAUCACCCCACGGAAGAACUCCGAGUCCAGCAGCCGCGCCCGCAUUUCCUUCUCGGCCCUCUUCCGGCUCGGGAAGAGGAACAGGAGAAACUCGGGGCCGUCUUCGUUCUCCAAUACGUCGCGCGAGGAGAUGCAGGCGGCGGCAGCGGCAGCAGCAGCGGCGGCGGCGGCAACUCAGACACAACAUACGCAGAUACAGCAGCAGCAUCAUCAACAACAACAACAACAACAACAACAACAGCAAUAUCAACAACAGCAACAGCAAGAAGAGGACGCACAGGCAGCCUCGACACAAACGAUACCAAUGCCGAUGAACUACAUCCCUCGCAAGGUCAGCAACGGCGUUCCCAAGCGGACCAGGUCCCGCUUCAGGGAGGACCUGCCCGAGCUUCCCAUGAGCCCGCCCGACUCGCGCGUCGGGUCGCCCGAAGUGGAAGUGCCUCUGCCCGUCGUCUCCGAGUCGAGAUCGGGUGGCGUUGGCGGGGAUGACGGACUCCAGAACACGCCCGUCGUGAGGCACGACACCCCGACGUCGGACCUGCGGCGCGUCGACGAGAAGAUGGAGAGGCUCGAGAAGAUGAGGCAGACCCCGACGUCGCUGCGGCACAGCAUCCAGCCCUCGCCCGAGCCCGUCUCCCUGGCGUCCAUCGACUCGGAGGGCUCGUGGCUUUCGGGUCGUGUCGGCGGUGCCCGCCGGUCCUCGGGCCUGCGCGGCAGCAUGCAGCGGCUGCCGCCCCGGAUGACGACGCGCACACCCUCGCCGAACGGCACGGAGGAGGACCUUGCGGACGACGAGUACCUCUCGAACCUUGCGACGCCAUCCCGCGAGAUGCUCGCCGACGAGCGGCUGACACGCAAGUCGACGGGCGACGCGUUCCCGAGCAGCGACGAGGACGAGGUGAUGGCGGAGGCCGCCGACAUGAAAUGGGGUUCGGUCGAGAGGCAGCACGCGACCGUCGUGCAGCAUCCGAGAAUCACGAGCCGCGUGGGCAUGCUCAACUCGUUCCACGAGGCCGGCAGCAACAGCAGCACGUCGUCAGAGUCGCCCGAGGAGGCGUCGGAGAGCGAGGUCGACGGCGAGUCGCCCAAGGUCCAACGCGCCACGAGCGUGAGCCUCAGCAGGGGCAACGCCCGACAUGUGAGCUCGGGCAGCACCAAGGCUCUCGAUGUUUCGUCCCCCGCGCAAGCAUGAACCAUCUAGGAGGUGUCACCCACUGAUGGUGCAGAGUGGUGGUGAUGAGUUUGUGAGAGGAGCGUUAACCCAAGAUGACGAGACAGGAGAAGGAGAAGAUUUAUACACACACACAUACACACACACACAACACAGCCAGCCCAGCAGAGCAAGCCGACGAGAGAAACACACAAGUCACUCAGACUCCAAUUUCCUUGACUCUUUCAGGGCCGAGAACUCUCGACCCAAACCGACGCUCAUUACCAUUUUCCUUAACAGUCUUAUCUCCACCGACCAUAUUCACUCAUUCAUCUCUUAUAUUUCCUUACCACUGACGACAAAGAAAACUUUGCAAAAAAAAAAAAAAAAAACACUUGGAAAAAUCUACACAAAAACCAAACUCCCCCGACGACUACGCUCAUAGCUGGCUGGCUAUUCAAUCUUCCUCCCAUCUUACUCCCGUCUACCGAUACUCUCCACAACUCACGCAAUCACUCACAACCACCUUACCGCAGACCUUUUCUUCCCCUCUCAACUCGACGGGGGAGGGGAACAGACUGCAUCAAUCCUUUCACUGAGGAUGGGCCCCGGCCGAUUCUCAUGUACGAUACGACCUUACGACCCGCUUUCUUCUUUUAUGACGCCCGGCGACGACGACGCAUGCUGCAUGAUUAUCCAGCGAGACGCGCGUAUCGGCAGGCUUUAUUCGUUUCACGUUCUGGUUAUGGAAUAUACCAUUUGAUACCACGUCUCCCUCCCCCUCCUUUUC
This is a messenger RNA of Colletotrichum destructivum, 4276 nucleotides long. RefSeq lists its product as uncharacterized. NCBI's taxonomy places the organism in Eukaryota, Fungi, Ascomycota, Sordariomycetes, Glomerellales, Glomerellaceae. Bases 850 to 3528 code for a protein of 892 amino acids. The record is from RefSeq and is a predicted model, not a curated record. The transcript has a single exon.